This is a messenger RNA of Daktulosphaira vitifoliae (grape phylloxera), 1468 nucleotides long. Its product is annotated as palmitoyltransferase ZDHHC20-A. The record is from RefSeq and is a predicted model, not a curated record. Gene Ontology annotation, molecular function: protein-cysteine S-palmitoyltransferase activity. NCBI's taxonomy places the organism in Eukaryota, Metazoa, Arthropoda, Insecta, Hemiptera, Phylloxeridae. The coding region runs from base 198 to 1184 and encodes 328 amino acids. Gene Ontology annotation, biological process: synaptic vesicle maturation; protein targeting to membrane; peptidyl-L-cysteine S-palmitoylation. Gene Ontology annotation, cellular component: endoplasmic reticulum; Golgi apparatus. The transcript is spliced from 7 exons.
UAUUAGAAGUUAUAAGUGUUUAUUUAUUGAUUGAUUGUGUUAUUUAUUGAAUUACAAAUGGUUCAGUAGUAAGAUUUAGAUUCUACUUUUUUUUAGUUUAGAUAAAUAUAAAUGUAUGGAUGUUUGAUAUUCACUUUUGAAAUGAAAAAUUCAUAAAAGGUUUUAUUACUAUUAUACAUAAUAGUAUAUAAUUAACAAUGGAUGUUCCUAAAUCAAAAAAAAUUUGCUGCUCUUAUUGCGUUAAAACAGUUAAAAGUGUUCCUGUGAUAUUCAUUUUAUGUGUACUUGCAUGGUCAUAUUAUGCAUAUGUGUAUCAUUUAUGUUUAAAUGAAGUCAAACCAGUGGAUAUAAGAGUAAUCUUCCUUCUAAUAUACCAUACUAUUUUAUUAUUAUUUUUAUGGUCCUACUUCAAAACAAUUUUUACAUCGCCAAGCGGAGCACCACAAAAAUUUAAACUUUCUGAUGAAAUGUUUGAAGAAUUUAUCAAACAACCUAUCGAUUUGGCACGACAAAGUAUGGUUUUGCGGGAAGUUGCAAAGGAUUUACCAAUCAUGACAUUUACUAAUUCUGAUGAGGUUUUUUUUUCAGAUAUAAGAUACUGUGAUAAAUGUAGAAUAGUGAAACCUGAUCGUGCUCACCAUUGUAGUGUAUGUCGCAAGUGUGUACUUAAAAUGGAUCAUCAUUGUCCAUGGGUUAGUAACUGUGUGUCAUAUUCAAAUUAUAAAUAUUUCAUACUUUUCUUGGCAUAUGGUCUUCUGAUGUGUAUCUAUGUUGCUUCUACAACAAUACAAUAUGUUUUAAGAUACUGGGAUGCUACUUCUGAUAUGAGGUUGCAAGGUGCAGCAUAUAAAAUUCAUAUAAUAUUUUUAUUUUUUAUUGCUUCUAUGUUUUCAAUCAGUUUGUUUUCAUUACUUGCUUAUCAUAUUUACCUUGUUACUAAAAAUCGGACUACAUUAGAGUCCUUUCGUCCUCCUAAGUUUACAGAGUGUUAUGAUAAAAAUGGAUUCAACCUAGGUUGUUUUAAAAAUAUACAGGAAGUCUUUGGCAGAGAAGUUUUAUUAUGGCCUAUUCCUAUAAAUACCAGUUUGGGGGAUGGAGUGAGUUUUCCAUUGGCAAGCAGUCCAAGAUCCAAUGAUAGAAUUAGGCAAUCAAAUAACAAAGCCAGGAAUUCAUUUUCUGUUUAAAACAUUUAUGUAUUCUAAAAGUUUAACAUUUAGUUUAAAAUAUACCUAUAACAAAUUUAUAGCAAAAUAUAGGCUUAUUCUUUAUUGUAUUGUGUUAAUUUCUUAUAAUGUACAGUAAAUUUAAAUGUUAGAAAGAAUUUAUUGUACAUAAAAAUAAUAUUAAUUAAUAUUGUAAGCCUUUAAAUUUAUUUAUUCUGACUUAAAUAUGGUGAGCAAUUUUAUAUUUUUCAAAUUUUGUAUAUUUUGGUAAUAAUUACUUAAUAAUUAUAGUUUUAUUUUUGAAU